Messenger RNA from Aethalodelphis obliquidens (Pacific white-sided dolphin), 2128 nucleotides. RefSeq names its product cytidine and dCMP deaminase domain containing 1 (gene CDADC1). Lineage: Eukaryota; Metazoa; Chordata; Mammalia; Artiodactyla; Delphinidae. The record is from RefSeq and is a predicted model, not a curated record. The coding region runs from base 123 to 1670 and encodes 515 amino acids. Gene Ontology annotation, cellular component: cytoplasm. The transcript has 10 exons. Gene Ontology annotation, molecular function: dCMP deaminase activity; zinc ion binding.
GUCGCGCAGAGUUGGCUGUUGCUAUACAGUUGCUGGGAGGAGGCGACAAGUAGGGUAGCAGGGGCAAAGAUCAUGCAGGACAGCGAGAGGUUUCCUGGGCAGCAGAGGCCGCUGGGCUGGCGAUGAAAGAAGCAGGGCAGAUGCAAAAUCUGGAGAGCGAGGGGGCCGGACGGUCAGUCAGCACCCAGACUGGCAGCAUGACCGGUGAAAUACCAAGGCUUUCUAAAGUCAACCUUUUCACUCUGCUCAGUCUCUGGAUGGAGCUCUUCCCAUCAGUCAAAAGUCAAAGACAAAAGUCUCAGGAAAGGGAGGAAGGAAAGCAUGGACCCUUAGGAGAUAAUGAAGAGAUGGCCAGAGUAUCUACUGACAAAAAACAGGUGAAGAGAACUGGUCUUGUGGUGGUGAAAAACAUGAAAAUUGUUGGUCUCCACUGUUCAAGUGAAGAUUUACAUGCUGGGAAAAUCGCUCUGAUAAAACAUGGGUCAAGGUUGAAAAACUGUGAUCUUUAUUUUUCCAGAAAACCAUGUUCUGCUUGUUUGAAAAUGAUUGUAAAUGCUGGAGUUAACCGAAUUUCCUAUUGGCCUGCUGAUCCAGAAAUAAGCUUGCUUACUGAGGCUUCUAGUUCUGAAGAUGCAAAGUUAGAUGCCAAAGCAGUGGAAAGAUUGAAGUCAAACAGUCGGGCCCAUGUGUGUGUCUUACUUCAGCCUUUGGUGUGUUACAUGGUGCAGUUUGUAGAGGAGACCUCUUACAAAUGUGACUUUAUUCAAAAAAUUUCAAAAACAUUGCCGGACACUACCAUUGACUUUUAUUCUGAAUGUAAACAAGAAAGAAUAAAAGAAUAUGAAAUGAUAUUUUUGGUUUCCGGAGAAGAAAUGCAUAAGCAAAUACUGAUGACUAUAGGUUUGGAGAACCUGUGUGAAAAUCCGUACUUUAGCAAUCUAAGACAGAACAUGAAAGACCUUAUCCUACUUUUGGCCACAGUAGCUUCCAGUGUGCCCAACUUUAAACACUACGGAUUUUAUUGUAGCAAUACCGAACAGAUUAACGAAAUUCACAAUCAGAGUUUGCCGCAAGAAAUUGCAAGGCACUGCAUGGUUCAGGCAAGGUUAUUGGCAUAUCGAACUGAGGAUCAUAAAACAGGAGUUGGAGCAGUCAUCUGGGCAGAAGGAAAAUCUAGAAAUUGUGAUGGAACAGGAGCAAUGUACUUCAUAGGAUGUGGUUAUAAUGCUUUUCCUGUUGGAUCUGAGUAUGCUGACUUCCCACACAUGGACGACAAACAGAAAGACAGAGAAAUAAGGAAAUUCAGAUACAUUGUACACGCAGAACAGAAUGCCUUGACAUUUAGGUGUCAAGAGAUAAAACCAGAAGAAAGAAGUAUGAUUUUUGUGACAAAGUGCCCAUGUGAUGAAUGUGUACCUUUAAUUAAAGGUGCGGGCAUAAAACAAAUCUAUGCAGGGGAUGUAGAUGUUGGAAAAAAGAAGGCAGACAUCUCUUACAUGAGAUUUGGGGAACUUGAAGGCGUUAGCAAAUUUACAUGGCAAAUGAAUCCAUCAAGAACUUGUGUUCUUGAGCAAAAUGAGCCUGAAAGCAGAGAAAAUGGUGUGUUGGGACCCAUACCCCGGGAUGAAGAACAGCACCAAAACAAGAAGCUGCGUCUUGCAAACCACUAAGAAGUCUUGUGUAAACUAGGGUGAAGGCCUCAAGAAUUUUUAUUGCACUUUUAAAAUCCAGCCUUCUUAACUCAGAAAAUAAGAAUGGAUUUUGGAUAUAAUUGAAAAAAAUUUUUAAAGAAAGCUAAUUUAUUACUAGCAUAUGAAUGAUAUUAAUGAGAAUAUUUUUAUUUUAGAUUUGUGUGUUUUCCAGAGUAUAGUGGUGUGUUUUUUUAUUACACUGAAUGAGGUAUCAAUAAUUUAAUGAGACCCAGUUCAAUCGGCCAUACAGAUUGAUUUCUCCUUGUCUUAGCUUUACAUUAAGCAGUUUGAAAGGGGCUGGUUUAUUGGAUCACACAUCUCAGCAAAGAAUUACAUACCUUUUCAGAAACAUUAAUUUUUUAAAAUAAAUUUAUUUAUUAUUUUUGGCUGCAUUCGGUCUUCGUUGCUGCACGUGGGAUCUCUCUAGUUGCGGCGAG